Messenger RNA from Lotus japonicus, 1851 nucleotides. RefSeq lists its product as uncharacterized. The record is from RefSeq and is a predicted model, not a curated record. NCBI's taxonomy places the organism in Eukaryota, Viridiplantae, Streptophyta, Magnoliopsida, Fabales, Fabaceae. The transcript is spliced from 2 exons. The coding region runs from base 1 to 1851 and encodes 616 amino acids. Gene Ontology annotation, molecular function: nucleic acid binding; RNA-DNA hybrid ribonuclease activity.
AUGUACCUAGGGAUACCUGCCACUUGGGGUAGAGCAAAAUCUCAAUCUUUAAACUGGAUCAUGGAGAGGGUCCAAGAUAAGGUUGCGGAAUGGAAAGAAUCCCUCUUAAAUCAAGCCGGUAAAGAGAUCCUAGUUAAGGCUGUGAUACAAGCUAUUCCGACCUAUGCGAUGACCAUCCUCAAAUUUCCCAUGAGCUUCUGCAAGAAACUUAACGCUUUAGUUGGCAAUUUUUGGUGGAGCAGAAAUCACAACAAGAGAGGGGUGCACUGGCGAAAAUGGGAGGAGAUUACCAAAAGUAAGGCAGAGGGUGGCAUGGGUUUCAGGGACUUCCCUCUUCAGAAUCUGGCUCACAUCAGCAAACAGGAUUUCCUAUCGGCCCCCAAAGUUAAAUGUGCAUCUUGGACCUGGACUAGCAUUGAGGAAGGUAGAAAAUUUAUUCUGGCCAACUGCAGAUGGGGUGUGGCGAAGGGAGACAAAAUCAGUGUAUGGAGGGAUUCCUGGCUAUGGAAUGGGACCAAUCUCCAGGCUUGGGAUAAUGGGCAUGACCCGAUGGUUAAGGAUCUUAUUGCUCAAGGUAACAGGAAAUGGGACACAAGGAAAAUUCACGCCUUAUUACCGGCUAGCCAAGCCACUCUUGUGCUUCAAACGCCCUUGGGCCUUGUGGGGGAAGAGGACAAAUUGAUUUGGCCUUUCAACAAGUCUGGCAAUUACUGCAUUAGGACGGGAUACCAUGUUGCCAGAACCUCUAAACCACAACCUCCUUCAGGACCAAGCUCCUCCACCUCUGCCCCAAAGGAUCUCUGCCCGACAAUUUGGGGAUGCCAGGCUCCACAAAAACUAAAACUUUUCCUCUGGAAGGCUAGCACUAACUCACUGGUAGUCAAAAGGAAUCUCUUUAGAAGGAAAAUGGCGAGUAGCGACCUAUUUCCUAUCUGGAAUGAGGCAUCAGAGACUGUGGAGCAUGUGUUGCUCUUGUGCCCUUUGACUCGCGCUGUAUGGUUUGGCUCCCCUCUACAAAUCACAAUUUCCCUGGAUAACCUCUCCAGGUUUGAUCUCUGGUUCUUGCAAAUGGUCAAUAAGUUUAAACAACUUACUGCAGAAGGCUCUGAACUUGCCAUGCUUAUUAGCUUUCUUUGGGCCAUAUGGAAGGGUAGAAACAAUGCCGUGUUCCAGUCAGUAACACCCAACCCUUCUCAGACAAUUAGGCAAGCUUUAAUCAACUGGCAAGACCGCCUUAACACGGCGGAAGUUACCCCGCCUGAGAGCACGAGCAACCAGGGACGAGUCAGGAGAAAUCGAGCUGCUCACUGGAUGCCCCCUCCCCCAGGUACAAUCAAGAUUAAUACUGAUGCUGGCUGGGCAAAAGAUCAACCCCUCGCUUCACUGGCCUUCCUUGCCAGGGAUCAUAGUGGCCAAAUCCUAAUUGGUGGUACUGCGGGAAUCCUAGCUGCCUCACCUCUAGUAGCUGAAACAGAGGCCCUUAGAGAAGCCAUGAUCAUGGCAUCCAACCUCAAUUGGGGGAAUGUACACUUCGAGUCUGACUGCCAGUUGCUGAUCGAUACCUGCAAUGGAAAGAAGUUAGGCGAAAACCAAAUUAUCUUGGAAGACAUCCAACUCCUGAAGGCAAAUUUCCAAUCGUGCUUAUUCCUUUGGGUUCCCCGAGAGGUGAACCAAGCAGCGGACAACAUUGCUAUGCUCCAUCAACAGCACAGCCUGCCGAGCAAUUGGACAUUCAAUCUUCCACCCUUGUUGGCCAGAAUCAUCAAACGAGACAGAGAUCGCUUGGAUUUGAGGAUCCCGCAUGACCCCAGAAGAUUAAUGUCUUUCGACCCAAGAGGCAUGGGCAGUUAA